CUUAGGUAGAGACGCAUCUCCCUCAUGCGUCUCUUAUUUUUUUUUAAAUUUUCACGGACGACGCAUGAGCGUCAUGCGUUUAGGGAGAGACGCAUGAUGCUCAUGUGUCUCUAAUUCGAAUUAAAUCAGUCGACCGAGAGGAAGAAGGCUCAUUCAAACGCAGAAGAAAGAGUCUAAGGCGAAUUUGGCGAUUUUUCCUUAGCAAAUCCGGCGAAUCCGACGAUUUCCCCUUGUGUUCCGAUUAGAUGGAGACUUCAAGUUCUAGCGGACAAUUAUUAUAUGGACCCGAAGACCCGUGCUAAAUAUGCAGAAACAUCAUAUUUCAAAUAAACUCAUGAAAGAGGGCACAACACAAGUAUUUAAAGUCCGAAGGAUAGAAAGUAAGACUUGGGACAUCGACAUUCAUGAGAAUGUUAGAUACUGGCUUGACGCCUUUGGUUUCAAAGGCGUGAUGGAUUGUGGGAGGCCCAUGAAGGUCGACAAUGAGCUGAUCACGACUUUGAUUGAGCGUUGGAGGCCGGAGACGCACACUUUCCAUCUACCGAUCGGUGAGGCGACGAUCAUCUUGGAAGAUGUGCAAGCCAUUUGGGGCUUGAGGGCGGAUGGUCACUUUUUCACAGGGCGUGACUAUCAUGUCAACUUUCCAAAUUGGACCAGCAAGUGCCCUGAUCUGUUGGGAUGGAUAUCAGAUACUUCCACAGAGACAAAGCAAGGCGGUUUGCUGAUGACCGCGCUGAUCAACCAGACCAGGAUGCCUCUGGGUGAUGACCUACCUACGUACGUAUACAUCCAAAGGGCAUGUAUCCAUGCCCUAAUUUUAUCAGGAGGUCUCAUUCUACCAGACACCACGGGGUGUAAGGUUCUAUUUAUGUGGUUGAAUGCGCUUGGGGAUCCGGAAGAGGUGAAGACUAUUAGUUGGGGAAGUGCGGCAUUGGCCUACAUUUAUCAUUAUCUGUGCGAGGCUUCCAUGGAUAAGAGGAAAGAGUUGGGCGGGCCUAUGAUCCUUUUGCGCCUAUGGGCGUGGGAAAGAAUGCCCACAUUGAUGCCUUCGUUCAAAGGAUCAGUUGUGCACGAGCCAUAUACACCAUGUGGCACCAGGUGGAAAGGAACAACGCAGAUAGGAAAUCACACUAGGUGGCCUGGCUCAACAACUCGUUAUGCCUCCACUCAACGAUUGUGCCUGGAUUCCUAUACUGCAGUUCAAGCAUGUAGCUUGGCAAAUCCCUAAAUGACUCCUCACAUCCACCAAAUACAAUCUCUAAAGCCCUUCUCCGUGCAUACCAUGCCUUCUUAUAACUGAUUACCACAUGAAAUUUUUCAUGAACAAAAUUUCUUACGUUUGCGGCACUGAACUCGGCAUUUUUUAGCAACUGAUGGCGAAUACACAAAGCAUUCAUUGGUGAUGAAAAGUUAGCAUGUCCUCUAUCAUUACGAUGGCCUUCACAACUAUGGCGUCCGCACCACUUCCUAAUCUCCCACAUAUCAUCAUGGG
Molecule: messenger RNA, 1492 nt
Organism: Salvia splendens (bonfire salvia)
Lineage: Eukaryota; Viridiplantae; Streptophyta; Magnoliopsida; Lamiales; Lamiaceae
Product: serine/threonine-protein phosphatase 7 long form homolog
Exons: 4
Coding region: 305-1228 (307 amino acids)
Biological process (GO): meristem development; meristem maintenance
Source: RefSeq, a predicted model, not a curated record